AGAUUUUUUUUGGGAUUAGUUUACCCUUUACUCAAAGAAUACUUUUAAUAAUUUACUUUACUGUGUGUAAUAAUUCAAUUCAAAUGGAGGUGGAAAAUAAUGCAGAGCAUGAUGCGCUCGCCACCAUUCAUGGACACCGGGUGUGCCAAACGCGCGAUGCCAAAUGGUUGUGCCUGGACAACAUCUACCAGAAGUUCCACCGGCCCAACUUCUACGACAUCGGCGGCACCUACAUCCAGGACGUGGCCGACUACUGGUUCAUGUACAAGACCGAGCAGAUGAGCAACAUCUUCCUUCUCCACCUCUUCGUGUGCAACCGCCAGGAGUGCAUGUUCAGCGUUGCCAUCAGCCGCAACACUGACAUGACUAUAGACAAGAAAAGUUCAUCAGUCUACCUCACACAAUCCCUAAAAGAAUACAAAUUCGAGAAAACUAAAGAGAUGACCCAGAAUUAUCUAACGACAUACAGUUUUACAAACUUUGAUAUUGAUCAAUUGAAAAACAGAUCUCUUUACAUUGGAGUCUCUUUUAACUGCACAGAUAUUAAAGGACUCGAUCAGAACUUGAUAGACCAAGUUAAGUUAAACCAUGAUUUUGGUGCUCUGAUGAGUGACCCCAUAGGGGCCGACUUUGUCAUAGAAUCAGCAGACGGAGCCAAGUUCAAAGUCCACAAAGUGCUACUGGGAGCCCACAGUGAAGUUUUCAAGGCUAUGCUGAAGGAAGAGACUGCUGAAAGCCAGAAUGGUUUUGUGAAGCUGGUUGAUGUGGAUAAAGGAGACCUUCAGUGUAUCUUAGAAUGCAUCUAUACAGGAACUAUUAGAGACUUGGAGAAUUGCAAUUGUUUCAACAUGCUGAUGCUUGCAGACAGGUACAACAUACAAGGCUUGAGAGAGAUCUCUCAAUAUGCCCUUUCUCAGCAGCUGUCUGUGGACAAUGCAUUGGACACACUGAUGGUUGCAGAUAUGUAUAAUUCAGAGAUUCUAAAACUUGCUGCACUCAGAUUCAUAAAGAAGAAUUCAUCAGUAAUACACUCCAGCACUUUCAAGGAAAUCAAAAACACUGACCUGAUGCGCCAACUGUGUGAAUAUCUCAUCCCCACAUAAAUAUUUUCAACCUUUUUGUAAUUUUCUAUUGCUGUGAUUUAAAUGUAAUCAUGCCAACAAACAAUGUGAUGUUGGCUAAAUAAAAUAAUUAAUGUAUAAGUAAAAUGUAAUUUAAGAAAGUUUUAUACUCUACAUGUAAUUUAGGCAAAAAAUCAAAUGAAAAGCAUAUUACAGAAAACGUAAAAAUAAACUUUAUUGAAUUUGAAACAUAA
Ostrinia nubilalis (European corn borer) is the source of this 1315-nucleotide messenger RNA. RefSeq names its product speckle-type POZ protein B-like. Bases 84 to 1103 code for a protein of 339 amino acids. Lineage: Eukaryota; Metazoa; Arthropoda; Insecta; Lepidoptera; Crambidae. The record is from RefSeq and is a predicted model, not a curated record. Gene Ontology annotation, molecular function: protein binding. The transcript has 2 exons.